CGGUCAUGAAGAUCACCUGAAGCUCUGUUUAGGCUUGAACCAGGUGGAGUGGAGUGUGUCAGAGGUCUGUGUGUGAAGCAGUGGCCGUCAUGGCAGACAUAUGGUUGAUUUCUGUCCCACUGGACAAGACCAGUUUAACCAGUCUAGAGAAGCUAAAGCGCACCAUCGCCAAAACCAACCUGGCCUCCUGCUGCAGGUUCUCCAUCCCAGAGCUCAAGGUGGGAACACUGGACAAUCUGCUGGGAGUGUCAGAUGAUCUCUCCAAGUUUGACUCACUAACUGAAAGUGUGAUGAAGAGAACAUGUCAGUGUCUGAAGGAGGUGAUGGAGCAGUCCAGUGACAAAGUGCUGGAGAACACCCUAGCCAACGGAGUGGACCUGCUGAGCUACGCGACAAAGUUUCAGUGGGACAGAGCCAAGUAUCCCACCGCUCUGCCUCUCCGCAGUCUGGUGGACAAAAUCAGCAAGCAAGUUUUGCAGGUGGAGACCGAGCUAAAAUCUCGAUCUGCGGCAUACAACAGCUUGAAAGCCAGUUUGAAAAGUCUUGAGCGCAAAACAGAAGGGAGCCUGCAAACCCGCAACCUGAAUGACAUAGUGAGGAGAGAGGACCUGGUGGACUCGGAAUACCUCACCACACUACUCGUAGUAGUGGCCAGGGGGAGCUAUGUGCAGUGGGAGAGGUCGUAUGAAUCUCUCUCACAGUUUGUGGUUCCUCGCUCCAGCAAGAGGCUGUACGAGGACAGGGAGGGAGGGGUUUUCUCCGUCACACUUUUCAAAAGAGCCGUCGGUGAAUUCAAAGCCAAAGCCAGGCAGAGCAAGUUCACCGUGCGCGAGUACAACUUUGAUCUGGAGGAGCAGCAGCACCAGGAAAUGAAACAACUUGGCGUAGCGAAGAAGGAGCAAUAUGGAAUCUUUGUGCGUUGGCUGAAAGUGAAUUUCAGCGAGCUGUUUGUCGCCUGGAUUCACCUGAAAGCGUUGAGGGUGUAUGUGGAAUCAGUCCUCAGGUAUGGUUUACCAGUGGGCUUUCAGGCCCUUCUGCUGCAGCCGGACAAGAAGCAUAUGAAGAAGCUGAGAGAGGAGCUUGCCUCCCUGUUCAAGCAUCUGGACCCCACUGCGGCUGCCAGCAAGACAGAUGUGAGCUAUGAAUGUGACCCAGGAUUGGCUCUCUGUCAGCAGGAGUACUUCUCCUAUAUCUGCUACCAAAUCAACAUCAACUUGCUGGAGAGCAGCUAGUAGUCGGCGGUGAGAGGACCCACACAACAGCCAAGCACAUCCUGGAUAGCCGACAACCCUGUGGCUCAUUUUGCGAUGUAUUCGAGACCAAACCAUG
Molecule: messenger RNA, 1329 nt
Organism: Myripristis murdjan (pinecone soldierfish)
Lineage: Eukaryota; Metazoa; Chordata; Actinopteri; Holocentriformes; Holocentridae
Gene: atp6v1c2
Product: ATPase H+ transporting V1 subunit C2
Exons: 13
Coding region: 90-1232 (380 amino acids)
Biological process (GO): proton transmembrane transport
Cellular component (GO): vacuolar proton-transporting V-type ATPase, V1 domain; lysosomal membrane
Molecular function (GO): proton-transporting ATPase activity, rotational mechanism
Source: RefSeq, a predicted model, not a curated record